UUCUCCUUUAACUUGGGGGUUAUGGAAUUGUUAGUUUUAAGCUAUCGAGCACAAGCUAUCUAGAACAAGUCUAUUUGAAUACUUUCAAUUAAUUUGUAUAACCAAGUUUCACAUGCGGCAGGUUAACUCGUUUAGCACUUUCCCGGCAGGUUGUGCCUUUGCUAGUUAAUUUGCAGUAUAUGUAGCAUGGCGCACUGUAGUCUAUGAAAUGAACUAUAACGUUACCUUACUUACCCAGAUAGCUUGUUCGUAUGUUGUCAAUGUGUAUGCCCAUCGGUUACAUUCUAAAUGAAAAAUAACUAUUAUAACUUUGUCAACUUUUAGGCGUAGGCCUUGCUGACGAGUUGCUGUACUACAGUACUGUUACUACCGUCGGUGUGCUGUGCUAUGCUUAGUGGGAAGCCUCGUCGUUUUAGUUUGAUUAGGAUGUGCGAUUGUAUUUUUAGUUUGGGUACCUUUGGGAACCUUUAUGAUUAAACAAGAGGCUGCAGCUAGCUAACUGUAAACAUCCUGGUUACCAUACGGGGCUGUAGCUCGGGGUGAUGGCGGGUGGAGUGCUGUUUUUACGGGGUCUCUUACCCCACGACUGUCGCUGGGUUGCCUUUGGCUGCAUGUGGUUAAAUUCACGAAUCGGCACAGUUCACCCCCCAGCAGCUGUAAUAUUGGGCCAGUUCCAUCAAAGAACAUCCCAGCCAUGCUGUGCCAUCCACCACUCUUCAGUGAUGUCUGCUGGCCACAAUAAGUGGUCCAAAGUGAAGAAUAUAAAAGGACCGAAAGAUGCCGCUCGCAGUCGAAUAUUUACAAAGUAUUCACUGAUGAUCAGGGUAGCUGUAAAAGAAGGAGGGCCGAAUCCUAACACCAAUCUCCAGUUGGCAAACCUCGUAGAGCGGUGCCGGAGCCUAAACAUACCCAAAGCUUCAAUUGAGACAGCUAUCAAGGGGGCGGAAAAGACAAAAGGAGGUUCAAGUGGUUUGUAUGAGGCCCGGGGACCUGGUGGCUCCUCACUGCUUAUUGAGGUUCAAACCAACAACAAAACACGGACCCAUCAGGUGGUCAAGAGCUUGCUCUAUAAGCACGGUGCGACGUUGUGCAGUGGAGCCAUGCACUGUUUUGAGCAGAAGGGGGUGGUGCUAGCACCGCAAGAAGACAUAUCGCUGGAGCGUGCUCUGGAGCUGGCCAUUGAGGCAGGGGCAGAGGACAUUCAGGAGACCCAGGAUGAGGACGAGAAGCCAUUGCUACAGUUUGUGUGCAAGGCGUCUGAUUUGAGGCAAGUGCGGACUGCACUGGAGGCUCUGGGCCUUCCCACGAUCUCAGCCAGCCUGGAAUAUGUGGCCCACACACCUGCCCUGCUGCCCCUGGACCAGCUGGAGGUUGCCGCACGCCUGCUGGAUGCAUUGAACUACGAUCCUGAUGUGAUACGAGUCUGGGACAAUAUUCAAGAAAAGACAUAACUUCCAGUCUUCUGGGAUGCUGAGUUUGAGAGAUAGGAGCAGCUUAGCCCUGGGAAAUGAUUAUUACCAAUGUUGUCUGCAUCGAACACGGCAACUGUCUAAUUCUUACUGUCUAAAAAAAAUCAUUGUUUCUCAUGCAACAAAUUGGAGGCAAUACUCAUAACUCGUUGAUUUGUAACUUGAAUAAUUGUUGAAGUUAGCAUGGUUUGAUGUGUAAUGAACAAGCCUUGUACUUAUUACACUGUCUGAAUCCAUGCUAGACCAUGUGGUAAGCUUCUUGUUUUACAUUUUCAUUCCAAACACAGCAUUACUGGGAGAAUAUUUUGUUUUUAUCAUAUUAUAUUUAGACUUCUGGAUAAAAUGAUCAAAAGUAGCAAUACAACAGUUUUGGCAAUGAUAUCACUAUGAAUAAAAAUAAUUAUACAUAA
This is a messenger RNA of Conger conger (European conger), 1879 nucleotides long. It is a transcript of the gene taco1, whose product is annotated as translational activator of cytochrome c oxidase 1. Gene Ontology annotation, cellular component: mitochondrion. The record is from RefSeq and is a predicted model, not a curated record. NCBI's taxonomy places the organism in Eukaryota, Metazoa, Chordata, Actinopteri, Anguilliformes, Congridae. Bases 543 to 1451 code for a protein of 302 amino acids. The transcript is spliced from 6 exons.